GAGUUGUAGUUCUUUGUCGGAAUCGGCGCCCGAGGACGUCUGGGCGGGAGUGGAGGAGAGACUACAAGUUCCAGGGGGCGCUCGCGGGGCGCUCGCAGGGCGGUGGGUACGAAAGAGGAACCCGCUGGAUUGUGCGGCCUGCCUGAAGUGAAGCUGGGACCACUCCUGCACCAGAAUUGGAAAUGCCCAACUCACUUGCUCUUCCUGUGCUGCAGCAGCCUCUGCCAAGUAGAAAGUCUUCUUAGAGAUCUUGCUGUCAUCUCCCCAAGCAUGGCACUGCAAUGCCUCGUGCUCAUGACUGGCCUCCUGGUGGGCAUCACCAGCAAGUCCACAGAAAGCGAGGCCCAGCAACCCGAGUGUUGUAUGGAUGUGGUAGAUGUCAAUGCUACCUGCCCAGGCUCAGGCCUGUGUGGCCCAGGUUGCUACAGGCACUGGAACGCAGACGGGAAUGCCAGCUGUGUCCGGUGCUGGAAUGGGACCCUCCCGGCAUACAAUGGCUCUGAGUGCAGAAGUCGUAUGUCUUCUCCAAGCUGCCCACCCCAGUUCUCCUGUGUUUCACAGGGGUCCCCUUGUUCAGUAUGGGGAGAAACCAAGGAAACCACUGUCCUUGUCUCAACAGUGGGACCCACUUUGCCCAGGAGCACUGUCCAUCAUCUCUGGACAGGGCAUGCAGUUUCCCAUGAACAGAAGCACAGGGGCACCUGGACAGCCACAUUUUGGAAGUCCUCAUGUGGCAGCCUCCCUCUUCCUGGGAACACUCUUCAUCAGCACAGGCCUCAUCCUCUCUGUGGCUGGAUUCUUCUACCUCAAGCGCUCCAGUAAACUUCCCAAGGUUUUCUACAGAAGAGACAGAGCCCUUGUCCUGCAGCCUGGUGAAACUGCUGCGAUGGUCCCCCCGCCACAGUCUUCAGGCCCCUCUCUGGGACCUGACCUGCCUUCACACAUUCUAAAGAGACGGUGCCCUCCACACACACACACAAGUGAGAAAGCCAAGAUACGUCAGGCGUGAGCGACCCCCAGACAGAGACAGGGACCCUUCUGUCUUCUCUACAGCGGAGGCCCGCAUCAGCAACGUCUGACCUGGAGAGCCAACUGAGACUCCACCCUGCAACAACAGAAACCCAAGGCCGCCCUUCACUGAGCCCAGCAAACAGAGGGCCUGGGACUUAAGAUAGGCUGGAAUUGACUUUCAGCAACAGACAGAUGCUCACCCUAGCACAUGAGAUUCUUCUG
Nannospalax galili (Upper Galilee mountains blind mole rat) is the source of this 1233-nucleotide messenger RNA. It is a transcript of the gene CUNH1orf159, whose product is annotated as chromosome unknown C1orf159 homolog. The record is from RefSeq and is a predicted model, not a curated record. Bases 377 to 1009 code for a protein of 210 amino acids. NCBI's taxonomy places the organism in Eukaryota, Metazoa, Chordata, Mammalia, Rodentia, Spalacidae. The transcript has 11 exons.